AUGGAUCAGGACUUGAACCAAGUGGUUCAGGCGAUCGCCAUCGCAUCCGACCCGACUCGAGGAGCGCUACACCAACAGGCUCUUGAGUAUCUAUCCACUAUUCAACAAAAUGCCUCCAAUAUGUGGCGACUUGCACUUGCACUCUUUGUAGACACCAGCUCAAAUGGCGCGCGAAAAUAUCCGACACAGGCACGUUUCUUUGCACUUCGGGUGUUGGAGGAGUUCUUGGACAACCGAUUUGACCCUUUAGACGAAGAUUCUUUUCAAACAUUACGACAAGCCUUAAUGACCUAUGUACAAUCCGAGUAUCUAUAUGGUACUGCGGAGUCCAAUGCACCAUUUCUACGCAACAAGUUCGCCCACACAUUGACGCUUUUCUUUCUGUGCACAUACAUCGAUCAAUGGCCGAGCUUCUUUUCCGACAUUUUUGCUCUAAUUCAUCCUGCGGAGUCAACUUCACAAUCAACUUAUAAUCAUCAUAUUUCGUUGUUAUUUUUCCACAUCGUCUUGGAAAUCUCCGGUGAAGUUGCUGACCAACUCAUCAAGUCUGCAAGACAAUUCAGCCCAGCUCGACAAAAUCGGGAUACCAGGGUGCGAGAUGCAGUGCGGGAACGAGAUGCAGCGCGGAUCAAUGAAGCAGUGCUCACCAUUGCCGGUGACGGCGUUGAAAGGAUGUCUCGGCUGCGAAAGGGUGAAAUCACUUCCCCUUCUGAAUUAGAUGCUGCGGUCGAAGUCGUGGACUGGGGCAUCAGGACAUUCGCAUCCUAUGCCGGCUGGAUCGACAUAAACCUGACGGUUACACCGACAACGAUCCAACUUCUGUUCACUCUCUUGUCUGAUUCUUCUUUGGCAAUUCGGUUGGCAACAUCUGCAGCACUCACAAAAAUUGUAGCGAAGGGUCUCAAGGAACCAGGAGAUAAACUGCAAUUAAUCAAGGUCCUAUCUCUAGGACAGGUACUUGAUGCACUUGAAGCAAAAACGAGAGUUGAGCAAGGUGCACGUGGGUCAGACGUUGAUGAGGGCGAAGAAUCGUACCGUGAAGCCCUCGGAAGAUUACUCAAUAUGCUUGGUCUUGAGCUGUGCAAGCUCAUCGACGAAUGUCCCAUCGGCGAUGUGCGCUCAGAGGCGAAUGAAUUACUGCAGCAAGUUCUGCCUGUGAUGCUGCGAUUUAUGGCUGACGAAUACGAUGAUACAUGCUCCACAAUCUUUCCUCUACUGCAAGCUAUCCUCUCAAGCUUCAAGCGUUCGAGAAAAACCUCUUCGGAGCCACUGGACGAGUCAAAACGCUAUUUCCUCACAUCUUUGCUUAGAGUCAUCCUAGAAAAAUUGAAGUGGGACGAAGAGUCAGAUCCAGAAGACAUGGACGAGGAUGACAAGACUGCCUUCGAACAAUUGCGUAAGGAGUUACGGAUUUUCAUGGACGCGACGCUAGUCAUCGAGCAGACCUUGGUCACAGACGCUCUGCGAACAUUAGUACUCAAUACUCUAACGACGUAUCGUAGUGGCACCCCUAUCAAAUGGAACGACGCUGAGUUGGCGGUGUACCUAGUGUACAGCUUCGGAGAAAUCAAUAAAAGUGGAACAAAAGGACGUGCAGCAUUUUGCCAUGCUCAUGCCGUCGACAGAGAUAAACGAAAGGAGACGGACUAUUCGGAGUUCCCGCUCACUACUCAUGGCGAAAUGUUAUAUGCGCUGGUGCAGUCUGGUAUCUCCGCAUAUCCACAUAAAACUGUCGUCAUGCAGUUCUUCGAAACUGCCGCACGCUAUGGUGACUUCUUUAAAGUUCGUAAGGAUUGUAUCAUGCCCACGCUUCAACCUAUGAUGGAUGCUCGUGGACUCCACAACUCGGAAAUUGGGCUUCGUUCACGCGUCUUCUACCUUUUCCAUCGUUUCAUCAAAGAGGACCGCAAUGAGAUCUCUGUAGAGCUCGCACUGUCACUGCUAGAGGGUAUGCGGGAUCUAUUGUCAAUCCAGAUCGUACUUCCAGAGCUCGAGAACCCAGAACAAGACAUCCUUACAGAAGCGAUCAAUAAUCCUGGGAUCUUCGAUUCACAGCUAUACCUCUUCGAGACCGCCGGGACACUUGUGUCUCUGUUGUACAAAACGCCUGAACAAGCUGCAGCCCUUCUAUUAUCGGUAGUCAAGCCUCUGCUUGACGAUUUGUCCAUUAAUCUGCGAGCCGUCAAGGGGAUGGAGGAUGUAGUGCCCAUACUUAAGGUUCAUCAUGUCAUCAUGGCAUUGGGUAACGUUGCCAAAGGAUUUCCAGAUUAUCCUUCGCCUGUCCCGGAAGGAUAUGUCAUGCCCCCUCUAGAGGUCUUCAAUCAGGUUGCAGAGGCAAUUUUGGUAUCCUUAGAAGCGAUGAACGUAUUCAAGGUUGUGCGGGAUGCGACCCGAUUUGCCUUCGCUCGUAUUCUCGCAACAACGGGCCCGAAUGUGACGCGUUUGAUUCCUUCAUUAAUGGCUAAUCUGUUAGCCCACUUUGAGCCGUCGGAAUUGAUUGACUUCAUGAAUUUCAUUGGCCUCUUGAUACACAAGUUGCAGAGGGAUAUGUCCGAUGUACUAGAUCAGCUCAUCGGACCACUCAGUGCACACAUGAAUGGAUUAUUAUCGCAACCCGUUACAGGAACCGAUGACGAGCUCACUCUCAUCGAUACGAAGCGCGCAUAUCUCGCCCUAUUGAAUAACAUUUUGGUCGCGAAGCUUCAUGGUAUUUUUACUUCUGAUCGCAACAAAGGACAAGUGGAAUCUUUGCUUGCGAAUAUGCAGCGUAUCGCUGAGGAUGUCUCCGAUUCCAGUAGCCAGAAGGCAGCGUAUACGUUCUUUAGUCGCUGCGUCACCGUCUGGGCACAACCGAAUGCAAACAUGAAUAUGGAUCAAUCGAAUCUUCCUGGCUUUGAGCGCUUUGUCUAUGAGAGUUUGAUCCCCAUGGCAUUUGCACUGUUAUCUUCCCCCCACUUCAACAUUAAGGAUGGCCAGAUGGUUGUGGUCCUUCAUGAAAUCUGUAACUUCCUUCAGACGGUGUCGAAAACUCGGGGACCAGAAGCCUUCAACUUCUUUACUUCAGUAUUCCUUCCCGCCCAGAACUGGCCACCUGAAACUGCCGCCGAGUUCACGACGAAACUGAGGGAUUUGGACGGUAAAGCCUUCCGUAAAUAUUUCACGGACUUCGUACGGGCUUCACGCGCGGGUCGACCACGGGGGAAACCAAAGAUAAAAGCCAUUAAACGGCACGGACCAGACUUCUCAAUGGAAGAAACCUGGGCUAAGUUAUCGCGAAACAUCGUCGAAAUACAAAAUCACAAUGCGGCAAAUUUAUCUUACGAGGAGAAUCACCGUUUUGCAUACAACAUGGUGCUUUACAAACAUGGAGAGACCUUGUAUGAAGGCACCAAUAAAUUGAUAGCUGAGAAUCUUGACAAACUCGCGAACGAAUACAUCGUCCCAGCUUUUCCGACAGGGAACGAAGACGACGCAGUUCAGAAGGCUCAAGCAGGAGAGAUGCUGUUGAAAGCUAUGAAGAAAGUCUGGGAUGACCACACGUCUAGCUUAUCGAAGCUGCGCGAUGUUCUCAAAUACAUGGACCGCGUUUACGCUAAGACGGCACAAGUCCCAGAAAUUUGGGAUUCCGGAUUAUUCCUCUUCGUAAAGCACAUCCUUCGACCUCCAAUACAGGACCAUAUGACAUCUGCCAUUUUGACUCAAAUUCAUACCGAGCGCGAUGGGUAUGUGAUUAAUAGAUCCGCAGUCAAGGGCUGCGUGGAUGUGCUUCUACAGCUGUUUGAUGAGGAUGACAACAUCUCAGUCUAUAAGCGAGAUUUGGAACCUGCCGUCCUUAAAGAGAGCGAAAUCUUCUAUAAGAAGGAAGGUGUAUCUCUCAUAGAAACCUGUGAUGCCUCAGAUUAUCUGAGACGCACGGAGAGUCGCUUUGAUUCGGAAGAAUCUCGAGCACAUCAUUUCCUGUCAUCGCAGACUGCCUUGCCACUACGACGCAUAUUGGAGAAUAAUCUCUUAACACCUCAUUUGGCAGCCAUUAUCGCGAUGCCGAAUUCGGGUCUGGAUGCUAUGAUUGACCUUGGCAAGCUCGACGGCAUGGCCCGAUUAUAUCGUCUCUAUGCUAUGGUCCCCACCGGUAUCCCUACCCUCAAGAAAGCCCUUAGAGAGACGGUCAUACGUCGGGGGAAGGAGAUCAAUGCAGCUAGCAGCAGUUCUGAACCAGAUGAUAUCCCAGAAGAAGAGGAGGCGCAGAAGAGCGCUAAGGCAAAGGGUAAAGGCAAAGCUCGUGGUCUUAAUGCUGGCUCUCAGACCUUAGCGCUGGCACUGAAGUGGGUGGAAGAUGUACUCGCUUUAAAAGACAGAUUUGACAAGAUUUGGGCCGGGGCAUUCCAAAGCGAUCGGGACAUCGAAACAGGAACGAAUGAGGCAUUUGAGACUUUCAUCAAUCUUAAUGAGAAGACUCCUGAAUUCAUUUCGCUUUUUAUUGACGAGAAUUUGAAGAAAGGCCUCAAAGGCAAAUCAGAUGCGGAAGUUGACAUUACUUUGGACAAAACAAUUGUCGUCUUCAGGUUCUUGACAGACAAAGAUGUUUUCGAGCGCUAUUACAAGGGACACUUGGCCAAGCGUCUCUUACUCGGACGAUCUGUAUCUGAUGACGCGGAGCGUGGUAUGCUUGCGAAACUCAAGGUUGAGUGCGGGUAUCAAUUCACGCAGAAGCUGGAGGGCAUGUUCCAUGAUAUGAAGAUAUCGUCUGAUACAAUGCAAAUUGUUGUAACCAUCGUGCAGGCUCCUGAGGUUGAUAUAUCUGUUAUUGUGAUGACGUCUACCUUCUGGCCGAUGUCACACUCGACUGCUUCGUGUAAUUUUCCAGAUCUCUUAAUCAAGGCCUUCAAGUCGUUCGAACAGUUCUAUCUGUCGAAACAUUCCGGCCGAAGAUUGACAUGGCAACCUUCGUUGGGCAAUGCAGACGUUCGAGUAACAUUUAAGUCGCGAAAGCACGACUUGAACGUAUCGACGUUCGCUUUGGUGAUUCUUCUGUUGUUCGAAGACCUGCCUGAUAGCGAAUUUUUGACCUAUGAGGAAAUCAAAAGCGGUACUGCCAUCCCCGAUCAGGAAUUACAGCGUAAUCUUCAGUCGCUUGCUUGUGCAAAAUACAAGAUUCUGAAGAAACACCCGGCGGGGCGUGAUGUUAAUCCGCACGAUUCGUUCUCGUUCAAUGCGGACUUUUCUGCACCACUACAGAAAAUCAAGAUAAGCACUGUAGCAUCCCGUGUUGAGAACACGGAUGAGCGGAAGGAGACGAAGGAUCGCAUCGACGAUGAACGACGGCAUCAGACCGAGGCUUGCAUUGUCCGAAUCAUGAAGGAUCGAAAGCAUAUGACACAUAACGAACUAGUAAACGAGGUAACGCGUCAGCUAUCAAGUCGAUUCCAACCCAAUCCUUUGGCCAUCAAAAAGCGUGUCGAAGGUCUUAUUGAGCGCGAAUAUCUGGAACGAUGCGAUGAUCGUAAAUCAUAUAAUUAUGUGGUAUGUCUUAAUUUCCCUCUGUCUCCCAUUCAUAAUGAUUCAUGA
Messenger RNA from Fibroporia radiculosa, 5565 nucleotides. RefSeq lists its product as uncharacterized. Gene Ontology annotation, cellular component: cytoplasm; nuclear pore; nuclear matrix. Lineage: Eukaryota; Fungi; Basidiomycota; Agaricomycetes; Polyporales; Fibroporiaceae. Gene Ontology annotation, biological process: ubiquitin-dependent protein catabolic process; tRNA re-export from nucleus. The transcript has 24 exons. The record is from RefSeq and is a predicted model, not a curated record. Bases 1 to 5565 code for a protein of 1854 amino acids. Gene Ontology annotation, molecular function: small GTPase binding; tRNA binding; ubiquitin protein ligase binding.